Messenger RNA from Hemibagrus wyckioides, 4365 nucleotides. Its product is annotated as sodium/potassium-transporting ATPase subunit alpha-3. Bases 306 to 3374 code for a protein of 1022 amino acids. Gene Ontology annotation, molecular function: ATP binding; P-type sodium:potassium-exchanging transporter activity; ATP hydrolysis activity. Lineage: Eukaryota; Metazoa; Chordata; Actinopteri; Siluriformes; Bagridae. Gene Ontology annotation, biological process: sodium ion export across plasma membrane; intracellular potassium ion homeostasis; intracellular sodium ion homeostasis. Gene Ontology annotation, cellular component: membrane. The transcript has 21 exons. The record is from RefSeq and is a predicted model, not a curated record.
UCGUCUCUUCAUUUUCAGCAGCAGGACUCGUGCCUGUUUCAGCGCUCCUCUCGCGCACGGUGCCCUCCUGUCCUCUCACCUUAUAUAACAUCACAUAAUCCAAACAAUCCGAUGUGUAGCGGCAUUCUCUACCAGACCGUUUCUGUUAUUAUACCCGGGUUAAGGAAUGGCUUGUCCUUUUAACUGAUUUAUUUUUCAGCAUCCGCUUGUGUCCGAAGGGUUUUUUCUCCUUCAGGACGCCACAUCCUGCUUCUCUGCAUCUUUAUUUCUGACUGAAAAUAGACGCAACUUGAUCACCGCCUGAAAUGGGGUAUGGACGGUCAGACAGCUACCGCGUGGCGACCACGCAGGACAACGAUGAGAAGGAGUCUCCAAAGAAGAAGGGAGGGAAAGAUCUAGAUGACCUGAAGAAGGAGGUGCCACUGACAGAGCAUAAGAUGUCAAUCGAGGAAGUGUGCCGAAAGUACAACACGGAUAUUGUGCAGGGUCUAACUAACGCUAAAGCAGCCGAGUACCUGGCCCGAGAUGGUCCAAAUGCUCUCACUCCUCCACCCACCACCCCGGAGUGGGUUAAGUUCUGUCGCCAGCUUUUUGGGGGUUUCUCUAUCCUGCUGUGGAUUGGAGCCAUCCUCUGCUUCCUGGCUUAUGCCAUCCAGGCGGCUACAGAAGACGAACCAGCUGGAGACAAUUUGUACUUGGGCAUUGUCUUAUCUGCUGUGGUUAUCAUCACUGGCUGCUUCUCCUACUUCCAAGAGGCUAAAAGCUCAAAGAUCAUGGAGUCCUUCAAAAACAUGGUGCCCCAGCAAGCGUUAGUGAUCCGUGAAGGUGAGAAGCUGCAGAUUAAUGCUGAGGAGGUGGUAGCUGGAGAUUUGGUGGAGGUGAAAGGAGGAGACAGGAUCCCUGCUGACCUGAGGAUCAUCUCCGCUCAUGGCUGCAAGGUUGAUAACUCCUCACUGACGGGAGAAUCAGAACCCCAGACCAGAUCACCUGACUGUACCCAUGACAACCCCCUAGAGACCCGUAACAUUGCCUUUUUCUCAACCAACUGCGUGGAAGGUACAGCUCGCGGCAUCGUGGUGUGCACUGGAGAUCGGACCGUCAUGGGUCGCAUCGCCACACUGACCUCGGGUCUCGAGACGGGCAAAACUCCCAUCGCCAAAGAGAUCGAACAUUUCAUCCACAUCAUCACGGGCGUAGCCGUUUUCCUGGGAGUCACCUUUUUCAUCCUGUCCAUCAUCUUAGGCUACAGCUGGCUGGAAGCUGUCAUUUUCCUCAUUGGCAUCAUCGUGGCUAAUGUACCUGAAGGACUCCUCGCUACUGUCACUGUAUGUCUGACCCUUACAGCUAAACGCAUGGCUCGUAAGAACUGCCUGGUGAAGAACCUUGAAGCUGUUGAGACUUUGGGCUCCACUUCCACCAUCUGCUCAGAUAAGACCGGCACCCUGACUCAGAACCGCAUGACCGUCGCCCAUAUGUGGUUCGACAAUCAGAUCCAUGAGGCUGACACUACUGAGGACCAGUCCGGGACAUCCUUUGAUAAGACCUCUGUGACAUGGGUGUCACUGGCCCGUGUGGCUGCUCUCUGUAAUAGGGCAGUGUUCAAGGCAGGUCAGGAAUCUCUGCCCAUUCUCAAGCGGGAUGUGGCCGGUGACGCCUCUGAGUCAGCUCUGCUGAAGUGUAUCGAGCUCUCAUGUGGCUCGGUCAAAGCCAUGAGGGACAAGAACAAGAAGGUGGCUGAGAUUCCCUUUAACUCCACCAACAAGUACCAGCUUUCAGUGCAUGAGACAGAGGACGACAAUGAUAACCGCUACCUGCUGGUGAUGAAGGGAGCACCAGAGCGCAUUCUGGAGCGUUGUUCCACCAUCAUGAUGCAGGGUAAAGAGCAGCCCAUGGAUGAGGAGAUGAAGGAGGCCUUCCAGAACGCCUACCUGGAGUUGGGAGGACUGGGAGAGAGAGUCCUGGGUUUCUGCCAUUUGUUUUUGCCUGAGGACCAGUACCCUAAAGGGUUUGCCUUCGAUACAGAUGAUGUGAACUUCCAGACAGAUAAUCUUUGCUUCGUGGGUCUAAUGUCUAUGAUCGACCCUCCGCGUGCUGCUGUGCCGGAUGCUGUGGGCAAAUGCAGAUCGGCUGGCAUUAAGGUCAUUAUGGUAACAGGAGAUCACCCAAUCACAGCCAAGGCCAUUGCGAAGGGAGUAGGAAUCAUCUCUGAAGGCAAUGAGACAGUGGAGGACAUCGCUGCUCGUCUUAAUAUCCCCGUUAGCCAGGUUAACCCCAGGGAUGCAAAAGCAUGCGUCAUCCACGGCUCGGAUCUGAAGGAUCUGACCCAGGAGCAGAUGGAUGAAGUUCUGAAGAACCACACCGAGAUUGUCUUUGCCAGGACCUCCCCACAACAGAAGCUCAUCAUUGUAGAGGGCUGCCAGAGACAGGGUGCCAUCGUGGCCGUGACUGGUGAUGGAGUGAACGACUCUCCAGCUCUGAAAAAGGCAGACAUUGGUGUGGCCAUGGGAAUCUCCGGCUCUGAUGUUUCCAAGCAGGCAGCUGACAUGAUCCUGCUAGAUGACAACUUUGCCUCUAUUGUCACUGGCGUGGAAGAGGGACGUCUGAUCUUUGAUAAUUUAAAGAAAUCGAUCGCGUACACCUUGACGAGCAACAUACCUGAAAUCACUCCCUUCCUGUUCUUCAUCCUGGUUAAUAUUCCUCUUCCUCUUGGGACCAUUACCAUUCUGUGCAUUGACCUGGGUACUGACAUGGUACCUGCCAUCUCCUUGGCCUAUGAAGCAGCAGAAAGUGACAUCAUGAAGCGUCAGCCCCGUAACCCUCUGCGAGACAAGCUGGUUAACGAGCGUCUCAUCAGCAUCGCCUAUGGACAGAUCGGGAUGAUUCAGGCUCUUGGAGGUUUCUUUGCCUACUUUGUGAUCAUGGCUGAGAACGGCUUCUUGCCCUCGUUACUGGUGGGUAUUCGGCUUAACUGGGAUGAUCGCUCCAACAACGACCUGGAGGACAGCUACGGCCAGCAAUGGACCUAUGAGCAGAGGAAAAUCGUGGAGUUCACCUGUCACACAGCUUUCUUUGUGAGCAUCGUGGUGGUGCAGUGGGCCGACGUCAUCAUCUGUAAAACCCGUCGCAACUCUGUGUUCCAGCAGGGCAUGAAGAAUAAGAUUCUGAUCUUCGGCCUUUUUGAAGAGACAGCUUUGGCCGCCUUCCUUUCUUACUGCCCAGGAAUGGACGUGGCCCUUAGAAUGUACCCACUAAAGCCCAGUUGGUGGUUCUGUGCAUUUCCUUACAGCUUCCUAAUCUUUGUUUAUGAUGAGAUUCGAAAACUCAUCUUGCGCAGAAACCCAGGAGGUUGGGUUGAGAAGGAGACCUACUAUUAAAUCUUCAUCUUCUUCCUUUAUUUUUCAUUCUGUCCCUAUUUGCUUACACACUCUCUCUCUCUCUCUCUCUCUCUCUCUCUCUCAACCAACCAAUGACAAGAGAAUAAUCAAGACCCGACCAUAACAACACUCUGUCCUAUUACCUUCUUAUAAGUAAUAAAGUAAAUAAAUAAAAAGAAGCCAAUAAUGUGUGAGAACUAACAGUGAUAGACAGAAUUAGAUCUCUUCUUUCUCGUUUUUUUUGUUUGUUUUUAACUGUGACUGAAACACUACAGGUGUUUAUUUUUAACAGUCUCCUCUUCUCUGUGCUGUUUAUUGAUAUCAUUCAACACUGUCAAUGUUGUACUGAAUACUAGUGACUCUGAUGAAUCUUGUCGUAAUUUAAGUCGUGACCAAUUUAGGACUCACGUGUCCUGUGAACACACUGCCACCUAUUUUCCUCCUCAGUUUGUCCUCUUUUCAUCUCUCUCUUCUCCCUCUGUCUUCUUUUCUUCUGCUGAAAUAUAAGUGUAACGAAACAACAGCUACUGCCUUUCAGUCAUUGAAAUUGUCCACUUCUCUUCUCUGAUACCCCUCUAACUUGCCCCUGCCCCGCUGUCUUUCUCUCUUUCUGCCACUGUGUUGUUGUUGUUUUGUUUUUUUUCUGUUCAGAGUUGCUCUGAGUGCUGUCUGUUUUUUUUCUUUCUCACACAAGCACACUGCCAUCCUCUCGAUCCCAUCCAGUCAACUUCCCCUCCUCGUCCUGCACUGACCUUAAGCCCCUCCCACUCUGUCUGUAUGUCUGUGUGUGAUUACCCACAAGUCCCUGCUCCUCUCGCACCUCUCCCUCUCUCCUUUCAAGAAACGAAGAAAAUACAGUCUUUGUGUGUUUUAGGAAUCCAGUUUCAUUCUUUAAAAUAAGUGAGGAAAAUAGAUGAAAAAAUAAAAUAAGGCUAAUGUACCUUACCUGCAAAAGAGCAGCAAGAAAAUGAAAUAAAAAAGAAGAACCUUC